AUGGCGUCGGCGCGAUACAACAAGAGGCAGUCCAGAGCCCUUUGCGGCGCAGUCCACGCUCCCUCACGAAACGGACAUUCAUACCAGGCCGAUGCGACUCUUCGGGCUGCACAUACGAUUGCAGCACAAACGAGUGCGUUAACCGCGGGACUCGUGUUGAAUCGCAAGCUCACCGUCUUCCAAACUCACACGCGUCGCGGACGCGGCCUGCGCACCGACGAGGAUCUGCCGGAAGACGUCUUCGUCGGCGAGAUCAAGGGCGUGAUGCGCGACAUGCGGGAUUCGGACGGGGACCGGAGCGGCUCGCACUUCCGCGUGGCCCUCAGCAACGGACGCGAGCUGGACGCGACGCACGUAAACUCGCAGGCGCGCUACAUCAACCACACGUGCGGCGAGCCGAACUGCGGGACUGAAGAGUGGGAGGGGGCUGACGGCAGGGUGCACGUCGCCGUGUUCACCCUCAUGCCGGUGAAGGCUGGCACGGAGCUGACCUUCAAGUACCACGAUUGCACCCAGGCUGGGAUGGAGGAGCCGAAGGCGCCGCCGCCACAACAAUCAAACGACGACGAAAUGUGUCUGUGCGGGAGCGACAACUGCUGCGGUCUGCUAUAG
Molecule: messenger RNA, 612 nt
Organism: Fonsecaea monophora
Lineage: Eukaryota; Fungi; Ascomycota; Eurotiomycetes; Chaetothyriales; Herpotrichiellaceae
Exons: 2
Coding region: 1-612 (203 amino acids)
Biological process (GO): regulation of DNA-templated transcription
Cellular component (GO): nucleus; chromatin
Molecular function (GO): histone H3K36 methyltransferase activity; protein binding
Source: RefSeq, a predicted model, not a curated record